This is a messenger RNA of Caenorhabditis remanei, 270 nucleotides long. RefSeq lists its product as uncharacterized. Lineage: Eukaryota; Metazoa; Nematoda; Chromadorea; Rhabditida; Rhabditidae. Bases 1 to 270 code for a protein of 89 amino acids. The record is from RefSeq and is a predicted model, not a curated record. The transcript has 3 exons.
AUGGAUUCUGGCCCAACUUUUCCUCCUCCAACUGCUUCAAAACACGAGAAAACACUUGUUGCUUCAUCGGAAAUUGUGAAGAUUCUUGGAUGUGAUCUAACGGAAGCAACAGAAAUUUGGGAGGAAGUGAAGAUGUGUUUAACGGAAAAUGAAGUUCAGAGAAGAUUGGAAACGAUAGAAAUUCUCCAAUCAAGAACAAUCACUUCAACAAUUCUCCAAGUGUAUCAACUUGCCCUAUCUCAUCAGAAAACUUGCAUGACUUUCUUUUGA